AUGUUAACGUCUAUAGGUUGUGGAGUCCUGGUGCUUACUAUUGAGGGUUGUGUAGGUGUGCUGCUAACAUAUCUGGGUUGUGAAGAUGUGGUAUUCACUACUCUGGAUUGCUGUGGAGCUGUUCAGUCUACAACUGUGGAUUGUGGAGCUGUGAUAUUAACGUCUAUAGGUUGUGGAGUCCUGGUGCUUACUAUUGAGGGUUGUGGAGGUGUGGUGCUAACAUAUCUGGAUUGUGAAGAUGUGGUAUUCACUACUCUGGAUUGUUGUGGAGCUGUUGGGUUUACAACUUUGGAUUGUGGAGCUACGAUGUUAACCUAUAUAGGUUGUGCAGUCAUGGUGCUUACUAUUGAGGGUUGUGUGCGGAGGUGUGUAGCUAACAUAUCUGGGUUGUGA
Molecule: messenger RNA, 393 nt
Organism: Paramuricea clavata
Lineage: Eukaryota; Metazoa; Cnidaria; Anthozoa; Malacalcyonacea; Plexauridae
Source: the annotation of a GenBank genome assembly